Chironomus riparius is the source of this 507-nucleotide messenger RNA. The record is from the annotation of a GenBank genome assembly. Lineage: Eukaryota; Metazoa; Arthropoda; Insecta; Diptera; Chironomidae.
AUGACGAUCGAAGAGUUUGUUGCAAUAGUAAUUGUGCUGUUUUCGGUCGCUAUAACUACACUGCUCAUUUGUUACUAUUGCUGUGGUGUUACUUGCGUCAAAGAGAAAAAACGUCGUCCGCUGUAUUCUGCAAAUGUGGUUGGAACUGGAUCAGCUCAUUCAGCACUCACACAAAAUGAGACAGUAAUUGAGUUAAUUCAGCAACGAUUACAUCAACAACCAGCAUCAUCAGCAUUGCAUCAUUCCUCAGCACCUCAACACAGCAUCAACCACACAGCUCCUCAGCAUCAUUCUAGAGAACGCACAUCAUCAGAUCCAUAUGCCGGAACUAGAAUACAUCCUCGAAUACAUCAAUUGACAAGAUCAAAUCAAAGCAGACAGAAAAGUCUUGAAAAUAUUAACCAGACCCAAGUCACAAGCACUGCUCAAAGCCAAAGCACUCAACAAGCUAAAGACAACAUUGUGGACUGUCCACCAAGCUACAAUGAAGCCGUGAUCCUGCCAUAA